UCAUGGAAGCCCUCCACAGGGACCCAUCCCAGCGUCAACCUCCCUCUCGCCUUCAAAAUCUACAUCAGCAAAGCCUUGACGAUCACCAAUUUCUACAUCGCACGCGAAAAAGGCCAGAGGCUCCACGCCAUCACCGGCCAGGCUCAACGCUUGACGAAGUCCGGCGAGACCAUCCUGCAUCAAGGCCCCGACGCCGAUUCUCCCACCUUCGGUAAUGCGACCAUCGAUGACAAGGAGAUCAAGGUCAACCUCCCCUCUGGUACA
Molecule: messenger RNA, 264 nt
Organism: Dissoconium aciculare CBS 342.82
Lineage: Eukaryota; Fungi; Ascomycota; Dothideomycetes; Mycosphaerellales; Dissoconiaceae
Exons: 1
Source: RefSeq, a predicted model, not a curated record